CACUCCUCCCCCUCUCUUGGGUCAAACUCAGUACAUUCAACCAAACAACCCCUCUACAAGAAACACAGAAACCGCCACCAUGCCCGGAAAAGUCGGCUGCUGCGAAAUCAUCAUCGCCUUCUUCCUCCCCUUCGUGGGCGUCUUCAUGCGCACCGGGUGCAGCUGCGAUCUCCUCAUCAACAUCUGUCUGUGUAUCCUGGGUUGGGUGCCAGGUGUCAUCCACGCCUACUACAUUCUCGCCAAUAAAUAAACAAUGCCCCUGUCCUGAUGUGCCGGUCGCGAAGGAUUUAGAUCGGGUACGGGCGCAUUCGGCGUAUCAAUUGGG
Messenger RNA from Aspergillus ibericus CBS 121593, 325 nucleotides. RefSeq names its product YqaE/Pmp3 family membrane protein. The record is from RefSeq and is a predicted model, not a curated record. The transcript is spliced from 3 exons. Gene Ontology annotation, cellular component: membrane. The annotation marks the transcript as partial. NCBI's taxonomy places the organism in Eukaryota, Fungi, Ascomycota, Eurotiomycetes, Eurotiales, Aspergillaceae.